AUGAGCCUUGUGCCGCCUAUUCUGAACCAAAAUGUUCCGGAUAGGUUGUUAUGGAAGGAUAGAUAUGCUAAACAUAGGGAGUUCAGUACAUAUGAAGCUUGGGAUAACGUUCGUUCGCGUGGGGAAGAGGUUCAUUGGGCUGAGCUGGUGUGGUUCUCUCAGUGUAUCCCGAGGCAUUCGUUUCACAUGUGGCUUGUUAUAAAAAAUAAGCUCAAAACUCAAGAUCGGAUGGGGAUAUGGGACGCAGGUAGUGCAACUAAUUUAAACCUCAUGUGUUGUCCGCUUUGCUGGAACGGUAAAGACUCUCGUGAUCACUUAUUUUUCCAAUGCUUGUAUGGGUUGCAAGUGUGGAAUAUGGUUAAAGAUUUGGCGUACAUGGAAACAGUUGAUGCCAAUUGGGAUUCUAUUAUGAAUUGGUUUUAUCAAAAUCCUUCGGGUAAGUCGUCAGAAUUUUUAGUUGGUAAAAUGGUUGUUGCGGCUUCAACUUAUUUUAUAUGGCAAGAGAGGAACAAUAGAUUAUUUUCUACAAAGCAGCGGGAGGCUACCUUGAUUGCAAAUAUUAUUCUCCAUACGGUCCGCAUGAAGUUGAUGACGUUUAAGCCAGGGAGAGGAUCCAAGAGUCCGUUAUUGCUAGAGCGGUGGAAGUCCCAAGUCAAGACUAUGAGCAUUGAUCCAGGCUAG
This is a messenger RNA of Helianthus annuus (common sunflower), 681 nucleotides long. RefSeq lists its product as uncharacterized. The record is from RefSeq and is a predicted model, not a curated record. Lineage: Eukaryota; Viridiplantae; Streptophyta; Magnoliopsida; Asterales; Asteraceae. The transcript has a single exon. The coding region runs from base 1 to 681 and encodes 226 amino acids.